AUGGCCUCGAAGUCGAAGCGGGAGUUGAUCCAAGGACCCCUGCGUCCUCCUAGACCGACCCCUCUGAGUCUGUCCUAUUCUCAACCACCAGCAUCGAAGAGCGAGGUAUCCGUGAGAAAUAAGGAGGCGAGCGUUCCAGUGGUCGAAUUUUCAUCUCGAGCUGUCCCCCAGCCUUUUCUUGACCCAUCGAUCAUCCAGCGUCGAAUCCAAGCCGCAAAGCAGCAAGAGAUUGAUCAUGAGAGAAGAUCCAAGCUGGGAGGAUCAUCCUCGUCUUCUCAACGUCUCUGA
Molecule: messenger RNA, 288 nt
Organism: Amorphotheca resinae ATCC 22711
Lineage: Eukaryota; Fungi; Ascomycota; Leotiomycetes; Helotiales; Amorphothecaceae
Exons: 2
Coding region: 1-288 (95 amino acids)
Source: RefSeq, a predicted model, not a curated record